AUUUAUAGUCGUUGGUUCGCCACCGAUGUUCUGUCAUCGUCUUCCGGGCUUCACUGUCGCGAGAUGAUCGCCACCGAACCGAUUCUUCGUCGAUUCGCGAUAACGAUGGAAAAAGCAGCCUCUCCGUGGCAAUACAGUGAUCGUAAGCGUUGUUUCAUCGCUUCGCCGUACGAAUGUGAUCGCGGGCAACAGAAAGCUGGACACUGGUCAUCUGGAGCGGGUCCAUUGCCGGCCUCGCUAACCAGACCCAAUCAACGUACUCCCACACAGUUUAAUGCAUGCACUAUACAUGUCAAACUGCUUUUGUCCACCGCUGAUCCGUGGGAUGUUCGAGUUGCCAGUGUCGAGCCGGAGGGUUUAGCUAAACGACGAGGUGUUGUCCUUCCGUCUCUACGUACCGCCGAAUCGCCAAAUGUGCCAACUUCGUCGCACACCCUGACCCGUACACCCUCGCCCUGGUACAAGCCGAUCCACGAUUCUCCGGCAGUGCAAACUUCGAAACAUCUUCAAGUCGAUCAAGGUGCUUUGACCAGCCCAGAGUGGCCACUUCCAUGGUAUAAACCAUUGCGAUCCCCAACGUCGGAGAGCUUCCGAGGUUCUACGCAGUCGGUGCCGUUGCCGAAAUUCUCGAGGAUCAGGGCUAAUUCUUACGGAAAGCCACUCGCGUCGACGGAUCACCUCGAAGCAACGAUUAGCAAUGACUCGGGUAUCGUGAAUGUUCCGGUUGUUCAGGUUCGCUUUGAAGAUGAGAAUAUCUGUACGCCGUCAGGCAACAGAGUUAACAAUCGCGAUCGAAACGCAAGCCAUUUGGCGGAGGUCAUUGUGAAUAAGCGGAAGGGAGAACGGGGAAAAGAGGAAGUCAAGGAGAACGGAGAAACUCAACUUUUGAGCAGUUCCGCCCAUAAUCUCCCAGGAAUAGGCUGGGCAAAAGUCUUGCAGGAAUUGGAGGAGCAUGAAAAUCAUCCUCCGGCGAUUGCUCGAGCAGGUAACAGGACGUCGAUUGGAAUCAUAGUCGAACAUCUUGUCGAAGAGAGGUACAACUCGCGGACUACCCGACGGCUCAAGAGACCCUAUUUGCGAACUUCUCCCGUGAGCAAAGUACGGACCAACAUCGAUCAACGAUCCACCGGGAAAGCUUCUACCCCGAAGCAGUUCGUUAGGAUCAAAGAUACGGAGGAGUCUGAGGAGCUCAUCAAAGAUUCAGAACGGAAAAGAAACUCAAGAAAAACUAGCGCUUCGAUGCCUGAUAAGCUAAAUAAUAUGGAUGAACUGGAGAAGGCUAUUAAACAUCAGGGUACGAGUUCAAGAUUUUCGCGGGAAGAGAGCGAGAGCAGUGCGACAUUCAGUAACAGUGGGUCAACGCCACGUGUGAGUCCCCUGGACUCUGACACCGAUGAUGACGUCAACGAGGAUGAAAUGGCCAAGAUGCCGUUGCAGGCAUCUUUGCAGUCCAGGCCGACGCCGAUCGCCCCCAUGUCCCAGGGGCAGAAAGGAAACAGGGAGAUGGACAUUCCCGGUGGUCAAAGCGUGAACUCAACGAUAACAAGCGUCAACAGUAUCAGCAGUCUGCUGAAGGAGAGGUUUCAGCUCGCGCUUCCCCAGGCACUGAGGAGCAGUAAAAAGCAACAAAACGCCGACUACAGACUCAAGGCUUUCGUUGGCGUCCUAUUUCUCAGUAUCGUCUUUUUAGUGGGAUUUGCACACUUUUACUACAACCAGCAUGUUCUCCAGAGAGCAUAUUACGAGCGGUUCAGGUUCAACAAGAAUGACAGAGUGAUGCACGUCUACGGUAAGAAUGGGGCAGAAAUAAUUGCUGCUCGUUUGGGCGAAGGUAUCGCAGCGGAAACCGGAGUAUUUGCGUGUCUCGAUUUCGAUCAGCGAUCUGAUUCCGUCUGCCUGGAAUGGCUGCAUCAAACCAGACUGUAUAUGUCACAUACGCAGCAGGACGACAUGCAUUGCUACCACGUUACUUGGCAAAGUCUGAAUCCUAACUACAACCCGAAGGACUGCUUCGACUGGUCGCCUAAGAGGGGUCACUGGUACGGAGCUGGACAAACGCAAAACAUGGCUUAUCCUCUGGAGGAAGGUAACUCGGUCCUGGAGCUGAGCCCUUUCAUCACCGGGGACAUAAGGAAGCACUCAUUUGGCAACGUUUUGAAGCGCUAUUUCCUCAAUUCCAAGGGCGCGACGAUACUGAUCGACCCCGAAACCCCUCUGUACGUUUCGAUGAAUGCGAAUCGAACCAAGGACUUCUGCAUUCAGGCCAAGCAUGAUUCCUUCGCUUAUGUCAACCACCUCACACCUCUACCGCAGCUCAAUUAUACCGUAUGUGCCUCUGAUAAUAUGAAGACACUCCACUCCUUGAUGACGGAGAAGUCGCUUUGGGACGGACUGAAUAAAGAAGAUGCUGACGCGGUUACUUCGCUUCUGUCCGAGCCGGUCUGGCAAAUAUCUCCUACCGACGAAGCAGCUGUUUAUAAUUAUACGAAAGCUGUUAUUACUCUAGGAUUCCUCCCAGGACAUGUGUUACUGAGCGAAGAGUGGCAGCCCAAUACCGGGGAUUUUCAUUUAGACGAAAGUCGCUUCGCGACAAUGGAAGCGACAAUCAAUGUCAUUCACCGUCGUGGAUUUAGAAUAGUAUUUUCUGUUCAACCUUUCAUAUCAACGGAGUCGGUUAACUUUAAGGAAGCGGUGGCCGAACGCCUCCUAAUAUCCGAAAGAGGAAGCGAUCCGAGAAUCCCCGCGUUGACGAGGUACAAGCAGAGCCACAGUGCCGCCAUAUUGGACAUAACGAAUAACCGAACCCUGCCCUGGUUGCAGAGAAAGCUUCAGGCUUUGCUGGACAAGUACAAAGUGAACUCGUUCUACCUCGACAUCGGCAACGCCUACGACAUGCCGCAUUACUACAACUGCCACAAGCCGCUGACGAAUCCUGACGAGUAUAAGACUCUAUUCACGCAAGCGAUACUGAGCUUCGCUCCUGUUACAGGGGUUUCCGGAGCUAUCUCGAGGCCUAGGGCGCCUGUUUUUGUUUCUCUACCACCGUUUCCUUCUUCUUGGAAAGCGAUAAAAACCGUGAUCCCAACGGUGCUGAAUUACGGCAUCAUAGGAUACCCUUUCAUAAUGCCCGGUGCCGUUGGCGGGGACGUCGCGCUCCCGAUGUCAGACAAUAACCCGGACAACGACUUCGAGUUCAAUCUCCCCGACAAAGAACUAUACGUCCGGUGGCUCCAGCUCUCCACCUUUUUACCCGUAAUUCGCUUCACCCACUUGCCUAGCAAGUAUUCCGACGAGUCGGUUCUCGAAAUGGCCAAAAGCUUGGCAAGCUUGAGACAAAAGACGGUCACACCAUUGCUCAAAAAAUACGCCUCCGAGGCUCUUGACUCUGGACUCCCGAUCAUUAGACCUCUUUGGAUGCUGGAUCCAUCCGAUCCAGCUUGUCAUGUCGUCGUCGAUGAAUUCUCGGUGGGAGAAGAGCUGAUCGUCGCUCCGAUUUUGUAUUCUGGAAGCAGGCAAAGGGAAGUCUAUCUUCCCGCGGGGGUAUGGAGAGAAGGAAUCGACGGUAGUCUCAGAAAGGGAUCCAGAUGGAUCCACAACUACAGGGUAUCCGAAGACAAGGUUGCAUACUUCGUCAAAAUGCCAGAUAACACUAGAUUUUGAGAUAUUUUUCUACUUGUGUCAGCGUAGACUGGAUCGUGUCAUUAUACUCUUAUUAUUAUUAUUAUUAUCGGUAUGAAUAUAGUCACUACAGUAUAUUUCUAUAGAUAAACCCUGAGAUCGAUCGAUUUGAGACGAAACUCGGUUGAUUCCUGAUCUAGAGAUGAAUGUAAAUUAGGAUUAUACUAUGUGACCAUAACGUAACAGCGCCAUGGAAGGACAAACACACGAAUUGAGCCACAAAGUUCGAGUUGGAGUCGGAAUUAUUCGUAAGCUUCAAAAAACUUACGGUCGCUUAGCUGUAAAUUUAUGUAGCGAUUAUACUCGAGUCUAAUAAGUUCCGCAGCCCUAAAAUUCUGUAGAGCGAACAUCCAGCGGUACUCCCACCGUGAAUAAACGAGACUUUUCUAUAUA
Athalia rosae (coleseed sawfly) is the source of this 4071-nucleotide messenger RNA. RefSeq names its product myogenesis-regulating glycosidase. Gene Ontology annotation, biological process: carbohydrate metabolic process. The record is from RefSeq and is a predicted model, not a curated record. Lineage: Eukaryota; Metazoa; Arthropoda; Insecta; Hymenoptera; Athaliidae. Gene Ontology annotation, molecular function: hydrolase activity, hydrolyzing O-glycosyl compounds. The transcript has 9 exons. The coding region runs from base 64 to 3660 and encodes 1198 amino acids.